Messenger RNA from Impatiens glandulifera, 3616 nucleotides. Its product is annotated as probable LRR receptor-like serine/threonine-protein kinase At3g47570. The record is from RefSeq and is a predicted model, not a curated record. Gene Ontology annotation, molecular function: protein kinase activity; receptor serine/threonine kinase binding; ATP binding. The transcript has 5 exons. NCBI's taxonomy places the organism in Eukaryota, Viridiplantae, Streptophyta, Magnoliopsida, Ericales, Balsaminaceae. Gene Ontology annotation, biological process: protein phosphorylation. The coding region runs from base 38 to 3412 and encodes 1124 amino acids.
CUCACUCAUUCCUCUUAUUAAUAAUAAUCAAAUAUAUAUGAAGAAAAUAUGCAGCGGUCUCAUCAUGAUCACCUCUUUGAUGUCAGUUAUAAUAAUAUCUUCUUCUUUUUGUAAUUCUAUGGCCACGGCAGCAGCCAUACCCAAUUUUAAUAAUAUUGGCGCCGACCAGUCUGCUCUCCUAGCCCUGAAAUCCCACGUCACUUCCGACCCAUUCCACCUCCUGGAAAAUAACUGGACGGGUGGCACUACUCAUGACGUCGUCUGCAGUUGGGUCGGAGUUAAGUGCGGCCUCCGCCAUCGACGAGUCACCUCCCUGGACCUCAAUAGCAUGGGUCUCGUCGGCACCAUCCCCCCGCAGAUGGGUAAUCUGUCGUUCCUCCUACGCCUCGAUCUCUCCAACAAUAGUUUCCACGGGACACUGCCGGAGGAGAUGUCUGGGCUCCGGCGGCUGAAGUAUGUCAGCGUCGCGUAUAAUGGUUUUGGCGGGAAAGUGCCGCAGUGGCUGGGAAACUGUUCGGAGCUUGAACAAAUCUAUUUUCAGAAUAAUAGCUUCUCAGGAAUUCCGGAAGAGAUUGGAAGAUUGCAGAAGCUGAAGGUGUUGUUAUUAGAGUUUAAUCAGCUGACGGGCACAAUUCCGUUGUCCCUCUUCAACGUUUCGAGCUUACAAACUAUUGGACUGAGCUACAAUGACUUGUCUGGCGAGCUUCCAGCGGAUUUGUGCCAUUAUCUUCCCGACCUGGAAGUCCUCUUCUUGGCUGCGAACCAGUUAGAGGGACCAAUCCCAUCCUCCAUCGGCAGAUGCUCCAAGCUUCGGCUCCUUAAUCUCUCUAUUAAUAGAUUCCUUGGCCAGAUUCCCACGGAGAUAGGAAACAUGACCAACCUUGAGCAAAUCAGUAUUUGCUCAACUAGUUUGACAGGUCCAAUUCCACGUGAGAUAGGAAAACUUGUCAAUUUGAGAGAAGUGUAUCUUUGGCGCAAUGGACUCACUGGACCUAUUCCAAAUGAAAUUUGGAAUUCUUCCUUUCUCAAUUAUGUAGAUCUUAGGGAGAACAACAUCACAGCAGGUGCUAUCCCAGAGGAGGGAUUUGACAAGCUUCACAAUUUAGAGACAUUGAUAAUUCAAUCUAAUAAACUAACUGGUUCUAUUCCUCAAUCAAUAUUCAACUCCUCCAUAUUGCAAGUACUUUCAUUGGUCAACAACCAGCUUUCUGGCAAUCUCCCACCAAAUUUAGGCCUUUCUGCCCCCAAUCUUGAACAAAUAUAUCUGGGCUUGAAUCAGUUCAGUGGUGUCAUCCCAAACUCCAUCUCCAAUGCUUCAAAGCUGACCCAUCUAAGCCUCUCUGGAAAUCAGUUCAGCGGUCCAAUUCCUAGCUCACUUGGUAAUUUGAGGCUACUUCAAGAUGUAUCCUUGGCUAAUAACAACUUUACUGGAGACCGCGAGUUGAAAUUCCUGAUGUCUUUGACAAACUGUAGGUACUUACAAAAUAUAGCGAUAGGCAGGAAUCCUCUAAAUGGAAUCCUCCCAUCUUCCAUUGGCAACCUCUCCACUUCUCUCCAAAGCUUUUAUUUCUAUCGUUCUGGAAUUAAGGGCCACAUCCCUCCAGAAAUUGGUAACUUAACAGGAUUGGAGACUUUAUCUUUUGGCUACAACCAGCUGACCGGUUCACUUCCCGACACUCUCAAAGAACUAAGGAACCUCCAAGCAUUCGGUGCCUCUUCUAACGGUUUACAAGGACCCUUUCCCAGUUGGCUCUGUGACUUACGGGCAUUAAGCAUUUUACAAUUAGAUGGAAAUGAGUUUUCUGGCCCGUUGCCAGCUUGUUUGUCAAAUAUUAGCUCUCUUAGGGAAUUCUAUGUAUCUUCAAAUAGACUAGUUUCCGACAUUCCUUCAAGCAUUUUUAGUCUUCCCAACCUUUUGAUCCUCGAUCUCUCAAACAAUUCAUUUACCGGGCAUCUGUCCCCUGAUAUUGGGAACCUAAAAGUUGCUACAACUAUAAACAUAUCCUAUAACAAACUCUCCAGCGAAUUGCCGGUCACAAUUGGAGGCCUAACGAACUUGAUAAAUCUUUCUUUAUCAGAUAACAAAUUCCAAGGACCUAUUCCUGAGUCACUUGGCAAGAUGCUGAGUUUGGAAAACCUAGAUCUUUCCGAAAACGAACUUUCAGGUGCGAUUCCAAAAUCUCUGGAGGCACUUGUUUAUCUCAAGUCCUUUAAUGUUUCUUUCAAUCACUUGAGAGGAGAAAUUCCUUCAAAAGGGCCUUUCCUUAACUUCAGUAAUGGGUCGUUUAUGGGCAACAAAGCGUUGUGCGGAUCUUCCACCCUGCAACUGCAAUAUCCCCCAUGCCCGACCAGUUCUCCUCGGAAGAAAAAACAAAACCAUCUUGUUAUUCUAUACAUUCUAUUGCCAAUUGGCGUGGUGGUGGUGGCGUUGUUUAUCAUUUUCUUAGUAAUGCUUAGAACACGGUCAAAGAAAAAGAUUGAUCAGCAAGGCGGUCUCCCCUCACCUCUAAAGCCUCUUGAAAGGAUAUCUUACGAUAACCUGUUUCGUGCCACCGAAGGAUUCAGUCACAGCAACUUGAUCGGAGUUGGCGGGUAUUCUUCAGUGUAUAAAGGACUGCACAGAGACGGAACCACUAUAGCUGUAAAGGUAUUCGACCUGAAGGUGGAAGGAGGUUUUAAGAGCUUUGAUACGGAAUGCGAGGUGUUGAAAAGCAUUCAACACCGAAAUAUUGUGGGAGUGUUGACUAGUUGUUCUAGACCCGAUUUCAAGGCACUUGUGUUGGAAUACAUGCCUAAUGGGAGUCUUGAUAAGUGGUUGUACUCUCACAACUAUUUCUUGGACACGUUGAAGAGACUAGAUAUAAUGAUCGAUGUGGCUUGUGCUUUGGAAUAUCUGCAUCACGGGUUUAUAAGUCCGUUGGCACACUGUGAUUUGAAGCCGGGGAAUGUUCUUCUCGACCAAGACAUGGUGGGUCAUAUAAGUGACUUUGGCAUUUCUAAGCUUUUAAGUGUGGAUGAUAGUAUUGCUCAAACUAGGACACUGGCUACAAUUGGAUAUAUUGCCCCAGAAUAUGGGAGGGAAGGUUUGGUUUCCAUAAAAUGUGAUGUGUACAGCUAUGGAAUCAUGCUUAUGGAAACAUUUACAAGAACAAGGCCAACAGAUGAGAGGUUUGAUGAGGAGGAAGGGGGAGGAUUAAGUUUGAAGAAAUGGGUGAAGGAUUCUUCAGUAGAGGAGAUAAUAGAUGCCAAUUUGGUGAGGAUGGGGGAAAAGAACAUAAAUGGUACUCUGGAAUGCGUAUCAGCCAUUAUGGAUUUGGCUUUGGCUUGCUCUGCUGAAUCUCCUGAAGAGAGGGUUGACAUCAAACUGGUCCUGACGACUCUGAGGAAGAUCAGACUGAUGUUUAUUGGGUAACAUGAUCCAACUUUUAUUGAUAACCUGAAACAUUGAUGAACUAUGGGCCGAAACUAAAAAUCUAAGCAUAUGAGGUAAUUAAUCUUUGUUCUUGUAAUGUUGUCCAUUUGAUAAACUGUCAAUCUUUGUUCUGCAUCUGCAUUUUUAAACAAUUGAUUUUUAAAUUAAUCUUCUAACAAUUUUGUUAAUUUGAUAUUUUACAUA